UGCUUAGUGCUUAACUACUAUGAUUAACACUUGGUGGACCCUGUUACAUCCGGUCCUUACUGGCAUAUUUAGGAUUGAGCUUCGGUACUCUUUGGCUUCUCUUCAAGUGGUGCCUUGGCAGACCUGACCAGCUAGCAAAUAGGCCCAGCCAACUCCGAUCGCACCAGCACCUGCACCACUGCACCAGCCGCCCGCAACCCGCAAAGCUGCUUCCCGGACUAGCUAGGGUUUCGUGUACGCCGCUUGAUCUAGUCCUCUCUCCCGGCACGCGAGGGCGCAGCGUUGAUGGCGGCGGCACCGGCGGACGCUAAGGCGGAGGCCGCCAAGAUGGACCUCCUCGAGGACGAUGACGAGUUCGAAGAGUUCGAGAUCGACCAAGAAUGGGAUGACCAGGAAGAAGGCAACGAAGCCGUCCAGCAGUGGGAGGAUGAUUGGGAUGACGAUGACGUGAACGAUGAUUUCUCGCUGCAGCUUAAGGAAGAGCUGGACGGAAGCAACGGCCAGAAGAGCUGAAGUAUUAUUUCUCUACUUUAUAUAAAUGAUUUUUAUAUGGCAGCUACUUUUGGAACCGUUGAUGUGCUUUGGAUGUGAAAGUUUUUGGACAUCAGUCGGCAAUUUGACAGCACUGUACGUGUUAGUUGUCGUUAGGAUAUGUCUCUAGCCGAAACGCUAGAAUCCGCCACAAUGUCUACGCCCCAACUGUUUCUCUUAAAAGAGUGCCGCAACUGUUUUUGUACCUACGCCCGACCUCGUUCUUUAGCAGUAAUCCAACAGUUCUGUAUAUCCACUCCUAAAACCUCCGAGCUACCAAAUGAGGAUUGCUUGCGUAUC
Molecule: messenger RNA, 831 nt
Organism: Zea mays
Lineage: Eukaryota; Viridiplantae; Streptophyta; Magnoliopsida; Poales; Poaceae
Product: deleted in split hand/splt foot protein 1
Exons: 4
Coding region: 286-513 (75 amino acids)
Biological process (GO): mRNA export from nucleus; proteasome assembly; double-strand break repair via homologous recombination
Cellular component (GO): proteasome complex; proteasome regulatory particle, lid subcomplex
Source: RefSeq, a predicted model, not a curated record